Oryza sativa Japonica Group (Japanese rice) is the source of this 5757-nucleotide messenger RNA. RefSeq names its product nuclear pore complex protein NUP214. Gene Ontology annotation, molecular function: structural constituent of nuclear pore. Lineage: Eukaryota; Viridiplantae; Streptophyta; Magnoliopsida; Poales; Poaceae. Gene Ontology annotation, biological process: RNA export from nucleus. The record is from RefSeq and is a predicted model, not a curated record.
CCUCUCCCUCUCCCCUCCGCCGCGUGCGCCCGCCCGCCGGCCACGCUGCUGGGCUCUGCUUACACUCCACGCCAAGGCCUCCGCUACUAGCGCUCUCGCUUCACGAAACCCCAUUUGCUAUUGCUCCCUCGCCGCCGCGCCGUCUCCGUCCCGCUUCCCGCCCAAAACCCUAGGCUCCUCCGACCACCGGUGGGGGGCCAUGGCGCCGCCGCGGGAGCUGGACCUCUCCGACGAGGUCGAGGGCGAGGAGGACGGCACCACCGACUUCGUCUUCCGCCUCGCCGGCGACCCCAUCCCCCUCCUCCCUACCACCUCCUCGCCGCUCCCGCUCUUCGACCUCCAGUCGCCUCCCUCGCGCCCGCUCGCCGUCUCCAACCGCCGGGCCGCGGUCUUCCUUGCCCACCCCAACGGGUUUAUGGCUGCGACGACCAAGGCGUUGAUCGAGGCCAGCAAGGAGGCGCGCGAGAAGGGCAAGUCGACCACCCGCUGCGCACGGGACUGCUGCGUCGCGGACAUCCCUCUCCCCGGGGUCUCUCUCCUCGAACUCUCCCGUGAUGAAUCGGUGCUUGCUGCCUGCGCAGGCAGUGUGAUCCACUUCUUCUCGGCUUCUUCCCUGCUCACAGACAAGGAUGUGGAACCACUGUCAUCAUGUACCUUGGAAGGAUCCAGCACUGUGAAAGAUUUCAAGUGGCUAAAUCAUGCUUCCAAAGCCUUUAUUGUACUCUCGAAAGACGGGUUGCUGUCUCAAGGAAGUCUGGGGGAAGGUCUGAAGGACAUAAUGGAAAAUGUUGAUGCUGUUGACUGCUGCAAGGAAGGGACUCACAUUGUUCUUUCAAAAAAGAAUACACUUAACAUAUUAUCAUCAGAUUUUAAGGAAAUAUGUUGCAUGCCCCUCUUGUUCCAGCUAUGGUCUGAUGAUAGUGAUUCAGAUGAUGCUAGCAUCAAAGUGGAUUCGAUUGGGUGGGUGCGCGAUGACAGUAUUGUUGUUGGUUCUGUAAGAUUGAAUGAAGAAGGCAAUGAAGAGGGUUAUCUUGUCCAAGUAAUAAGAAGCGGCGGAAAUACAUUUUUUGAGAAUUCAAGCAAGUCAGUUGUUUUCACCUAUGUGGAUUUUUUCCGAGGCAUCAUGGAUGAUGUUUUACCAUCUGGAGUUGGACCUAAUCUGCUGCUGGGCUAUUUGCAUCGCUGGGAUCUAAUGGUGACUUCCAACAAAAAGAGCAUUGAUGAACACAUUUCUCUCUUGAAGUGGUCAUCUGCAACUGAUGACAAAAAAACUGUAGUAUAUCUUGAGAUGUUGGAGGAUAAAUAUAGUCCUAGGAUUGACCUACAAGAGAAUGGUGAUGACAAUGUCAUAUUGGGGUUUGGUGUCGAGAAUGUGUCAUUAUUUCAGAAGAUCACAGUAACAGUUGGUCCUGAACAAAAGGAGGUUGCUCCUCAACAUAUUCUACUUUAUCUGACUGGUGAAGGGAAACUGAAUAUAUAUUAUCUUGCCAGGAUUUCUGAUCCUUCUGAAUUACCUCAAACAAAGCUAUCUGCUAUUGAAGAUAGCGAUGUGAUGAAAGAAAUUUCACCUGUAACUGUAUCUGGAAAAGAGUUUACUCCAAGUGCUACCAGCUCAUUGGACAAGAGUAUUCGCCCAGAUGGGGCUGAGCUUUCUAGUGUACAACCAGAUAGAGACCUGCAUGGAUCAACAGAUAUGAAAAACAGUUCUCCAGUUUCAAAAGCCAAGGAAAUAGUGGCUUCCUCACCUGCACCUGCCUCUUUCUUAGCACCAGCAAGCAACUUGAAACCUGGAAUAUCUUUCAGCUUUUCUACUGCUAAUAGCGUCAGUUUGAGUCCAGCUGGAAGCAACACAUCUAGUGAAUUAGGUUCUUCCUGGCAACAAAGCAGCAGUAGCAAUUUCGUAAAUAACCAACUUGGUAAAGGAAGCAUACCUUCCACUCAGCCGGUGGGAGCAUUUGGAGGAUCUCAGAACUCAAAGAAAGAUGGUAACCUUAGCUUUAAUAAAUCAUCAGUGUUCACUUCUGAUGGAUCUACCCUGGUUAAGCCUGGAGAAAGGAAUGAACCUGGUUUUGGAAGUCACCCGCUGCAAAGCAGCUACACUACCGAUAAGAAAGUUCCUAGUUCAGUUGGCUUAAGUUCCAAGUCAUCACCAUCAAUUUCUCCAAUAAAACCUUCCUCAGCUGGACCUUCAUCCACUGGCUUUCGCACAGGAAAUCUUGAGGCAUUUCCUACCUCCCGUGGAUCACCUCUACCACAGGAAAGCAUUGACAAACCACAUGACAGAACACAUGCAGUAGUGGACCAUUCUAAAAAUUUCAAGUUAGGCGCAAUGUUCGAUACUGAACAGGACCUGUCUAAAAAAUUUUACAGUAUUAAUGAUAUGACCAAGGAGUUAGAUACACUCCUAUCAUACAUAGAGAAGGAUGGUGGUUUCAGAGAUGCUUGCAUAACCUUCCAGGAACGGCCUCUUUCUAUGUUUGAGGGUGAUUUGCAAAAUUUUCUGGAACUGUUGCAGAUCUUCAAGAACAAGAUAGCAGAACAGUGUUCAAGAGUUGAAGACCUGCGGAAUAAGAUGUUUCAAGUCUCUGCUAGGCAAGCUUACAUGAAAGGAAUCGUCGACCAAUCUUCAGAUACCCAAUACUGGGAUAUAUGGAACCGUCAGAAAUUGAGUCCAGAAUUCGAAGCGAAGAGGCAGAAUAUUCUCAAGGCUAACCAGAAUUUGACAAACCAGCUGGUAGAGCUGGAGAGGCAUUUCAAUAAUCUGGAGAUGAACAAAUUUGGAGAAACAGGAAGAGUUGCUUCUAGUCGCAGAGCUAUUUAUUCUAGUAAGGCACGAUCCAGUCAGACACAAAUAUCCAGUGUUUACAAUGCGCUUAAUUCACAAUUAGCAGCAGCUGAACAACUGUCAGACUGCCUCUCAAAACAAAUAUCUGCACUAAAUAUAAGUUCUCCUUCUACAAAGCGAGGGUCAGUGGCCAAAGAGUUGUUUGAAUCGAUUGGUCUAGAUCACACGAUGGAUGCAGCCAAAUUUUCAGGUGGUACUCCUUCCAAGUCAGUUAAGAGAUAUCCAUCAACGAGAGAACACAUAACUAGCAUAUCAGGGCCUUCCAAGACUGCUGAGCCUGAGACUGCAAGGAGGAGGAGAGAGUCACUGGAUAGGAGCCUGGCUAGUUUGGAGCCUCAGAAAACUACUGUUAAAAGAAUAGCGCAACAACAGCGCCUCAAGAUCAGCAGUGACCUGCCAUUCAGGUCAAAUAAGAAAAUAUUUGAUUCUCAGAUGGCAGCUAUGUCCCAGGAGAAGUCCAGCAGUAGCCCCACUUCCUCCAUAGUAGAAUCAUAUGCAAACAAGCUGCAUUAUCCAAGUGAAGUGCUGCACGAGAAAACAAAGCCGUCAGGACCCCAGCACAACACACUGUUCAAAUGGGUAAAGGAAUCGGCUGGACCAUCUCAAGGCCCUCAGCAUAAGUAUCCUGAAUUACCAGGGCAGCUGAAAAGUUCUGACCAGACACCAAAGUUGGGCUCAUCUUCACCGUUGUCAUUCAGUUAUUCACAUAAGGAUGUCUGGGAUAAUAUCAGCUCAUCCAAUGUUCCAUCCUCUGGAACAACUCAUACCAUGCCAAAGUCAAGUACUUUGACAUUUAAAACCACUGUCAUUCCAAAAACUAAUACCAGUACACUCCCAGAUUUGUCGCCUUUGAUGACGGGCUCAAAAUUCUCUCUGAGUCCAUUGACCGUGAAAACUUUAUCUGGGGAUUCUGGAGGUGCGUCAUCCAUUAUUACAAAGAACAAACAAGGUGGACAGGCAAUGCCAUAUUUGGGAACCACAAAAGGACUGGAUGUUUCUCCACAGAAUAUGGGUGGUGCAUUUAGAGAUCUUAACAAACCGUCUUUGUCUCCUGAACCUCCCAAGUCUGCUCUGUUACAAGGGAAGACUGUGCAACUUGGUAAGAUUACUGAAACAGUGCAGAGCCCAGUGAAAGCUAAACCUGAGGUGGCAUUCCAACCUCCUGCAUUUCCACCAACACCUGUUGCACAAUCUUCUCCAUGCUCUAUUAAGCCAACUGUUCCCUCUUCAGCUACAUCAUCCUCGUCAACUAUGCAAGAAUCAGCUGCAAAAACAUCAGAUGUUUUGUCUCCAACAGGUCCUUCCAUUCUUCCAUCAAAGGAAUCAAUGACAAAACCUUCAUCACCAUUACCUGAUGGUACCAUAUCUAGUUCCCUACUAUCUAUUCCAAUGCCUGUUAAGGAGUCAUCAACUGGCUUGAAUAAAAUUGUAUCUAAGCCUGAAGUGGUUACAUCAGAGGUAACUGGAACAACCGUUUCUGCAAGUACUAGCUCAAGCGUACCAAUCACUGAAGGCAAACCUUCAUCGAUUCCAGCAACCAGUGGAAGCUUACCUUCAAUUCCUGUCUCUGCACCUAAAGUGGUGCCAGUGUCUGCAGAAUCUGUUGUUGUCACUUCCACCGGAAAAGAUGUAGGACCGAGCAAUCCCUCAUCAGAUGAAGAUGAUAUGGAAGAGGAAGUUCCUUCUGCAAGUUCGGAUCUCAACUUGGGAGCCCUUGGUGGGUUUGGUCUUGGGUCUGUGCCUUCUUCAAGUCCCCCAAAAUCCAAUCCCUUUGGGAACUCAUUUACUACCUCUGACAAUAAGAGUUCAGGUUCGUCAUUUACCCUGACAACCAGUCCAGGACAGCUUUUCCGUCCGGCGUCACUGAGUAUUCCCUCAUCUCAGCCAGCACAGUCAUCUCAAUCAACUAGCUCAAGUACAUUUUCUAGUGCAUUCUCAAGUGGGCUUAGUGGAUUCGGACAGUCUGCACAGAUUGGAUCAGCGCAGCAGUCAGGGUUUGGGCAGCCUUCACAAAUUGGAGCUGGGCAGCAGGCAGGAUUUGGUCAGCCAGCACAAAUUCAGUCAGGAUUUGGCCAACCAGCACAAGUUGGAGUUGCGCAACAGUCAGGAUUUGGGCAGCCUGCACAAAUUGGGACAGCACAGCAGUCAGGAUUUGGGCAGCCUGCACAAUUUGGUGCUCAGCAAGCACUUGGAUCUGUCCUGGGUUCUUUUGGACAAUCACGCCAAUUGGGAAGUUUCGGUGCUGGGGGAUUUGGUGGAUUCGCUAGUGCCUCUGCUUCCGGGGGCUUUUCUAGCAAUUCUGGAUUUGCUGGUGGUGCAACAGGCGGUGGCUUUUCUGCAGCUGCUGCUCCUGCUGGCGGAGGAUUUGCUGCUGCUGCUACUGGUGGAGGGUUUGCUGCUCUUGCCUCCAAAGGUGGGGGUUUUGCGGCUGCGGCUUCAUCUGGUGGCGGCUUUGGAGGUGCAGCCCAGGGAAGUGGCUUCAGCAGUGGUGGAUUUGGAGCUUUUGGUGGUAAUCAAGGGUCUGGCUUCUCGGCAUUUGCUGGGAGUGGCUCUGCUGGAUCUGGAGGACCCCCAGCGAAUCUUUUGACACAGAUGAGAAAAUAACAGAGUUGUUUCCAGGUAUCCUAGUUCUUCAUUCCUUUCGGCUGCAGUGGCCCUUAUGCAUGCACCAAAAAUUGUUCUUCGUGCAUUAGCUGUAGCUAUUGUGGAACUCCCAGCACCUGGUAAGUUCAACCUCGAUAUUUGUACAUCGAACACAGUGGCUAAUAUGGAACUGACUGACGAACAUUUUUGGACCCCCUAUUUCUUUCAACAAGAGAUAGAUGAGCAGUGCGCAUGCAUGAUCAGAAUUCUAAGUUAAUACAAAUAUUCUAUCAUCCUGGUACCGGUAUGCUAAGUUGGUAUUUGGCUAA